Messenger RNA from Akanthomyces muscarius, 1059 nucleotides. RefSeq lists its product as uncharacterized. Gene Ontology annotation, cellular component: nucleus; Elg1 RFC-like complex; Ctf18 RFC-like complex. The coding region runs from base 1 to 1059 and encodes 352 amino acids. The transcript is spliced from 3 exons. NCBI's taxonomy places the organism in Eukaryota, Fungi, Ascomycota, Sordariomycetes, Hypocreales, Cordycipitaceae. Gene Ontology annotation, molecular function: DNA clamp loader activity; DNA binding; ATP hydrolysis activity. The record is from RefSeq and is a predicted model, not a curated record. Gene Ontology annotation, biological process: DNA repair; DNA-templated DNA replication.
AUGGCGCUCAUUGUCGAUAAGCACAGACCCAGGUCUCUCGAUGCGCUCACAUAUCAUGAUGAGCUUACCGAGCGCCUUCGCUCGCUUGCACAAAGCGGCGAUUUCCCCCAUCUCCUCGUGUACGGACCAUCCGGUGCUGGAAAGAAGACUAGAAUCGUGGCUACGUUGAAGGAGCUAUACGGGCCUGGCGUGGAAAAGAUCAAGAUUGACUCGCGUGUCUUCCAAACAAGCAGUAAUCGCAAGCUCGAGUUCAACAUUGUCGCAUCCGUCUACCACCAGGAGAUCACGCCAUCUGACGUCGGAAACUAUGAUCGAGUGGUGGUGCAGGAUCUUCUCAAGGAGGUGGCGCAGACACAGCAGGUCGAUCAGUCGGCCAAGCAGCGUUUCAAGGUUGUCGUAAUCAACGAAGCUGAUCACUUGAGUCGUGAUGCGCAAGCCGCGCUGCGUCGCACCAUGGAGAAGUACUCGCCCAAUUUGCGACUCAUUCUCCUCGCAAACUCUACCUCGAAUAUUAUAGCCCCGAUUCGAUCACGAACGCUGCUCGUUCGAGUGGCGGCGCCGUCACAUGAGCAGAUCUGCGACGUGCUGGCUUACGCGGCGAAAAAGGAGAAUUGGAGCCUGGUCAAGGGUCUGCACCAAAGAAUAGCAGUGGAGAGCGGCCGUAAUCUGCGCAAGGCCCUUUUGAUGUACGAGGCUGUGCAUGCGCAAAAUGAAAAGGUUACCGACAGCACGCCGAUACCGCCUGCAGACUGGGAUGCACUCAUUGGACACAUUGCCAAGGAGAUCAUGGAGGAGCACACGCCCGCUCGAAUUCUGCAGGUUCGGUCGAAGCUAUACGACCUCCUGACACAUUGCAUCCCUCCUACGACGAUCCUCAAGACGCUGACAUUCAAGCUGUUGAGCAUGAUUGACGAUGGUCUCAAGGGCGAGGUGGUUCGGUGGUCCGCAUUCUACGAACACCGCAUCAAGACGGGAACAAAGGUCAUUUUCCACCUGGAGGCGUUUGUGGCCAAGUUCAUGAGGGUUUUGGAAAUGUACUUGAUGAGCAUGGAUAUGUGA